This is a messenger RNA of Cryptotermes secundus, 1431 nucleotides long. Its product is annotated as gephyrin. The record is from RefSeq and is a predicted model, not a curated record. The transcript has 6 exons. Gene Ontology annotation, molecular function: molybdopterin molybdotransferase activity. Gene Ontology annotation, biological process: Mo-molybdopterin cofactor biosynthetic process; molybdenum incorporation into molybdenum-molybdopterin complex. The coding region runs from base 128 to 1240 and encodes 370 amino acids. Gene Ontology annotation, cellular component: cytoplasm; cytosol. Lineage: Eukaryota; Metazoa; Arthropoda; Insecta; Blattodea; Kalotermitidae.
UUGAUGUUUCUUAGCGUUGCUUAGUGCGUAGAGGUCGUUGAGGUGGUGGAGGUUUUUGCGUACUUCACUGUCUUACAAGCAAAAGGAAAAAUCACUGGUAUUGUAACUUAUACCGUAGAAAUCUAAGAUGAUAUCAAAUAAAAGCACGAAAAUUAAUUUCGGAAUAUUGACAGUUAGUGACAGUUGCUCCCAAGGAACAGCAGAAGACAGGAGUGGCACAAAUCUUGCAGCUCUUAUUAUUAAAGGAUUAAUUCCCAAUGGAAAAGUUGUUCUUCAGAACUGUGUGCCAGAUGAAAAGGAUUGCAUUAAGAGGAUCCUGGAGGAAUGGACUGAUAGAGAAGGUGUUGAUGUUAUUCUUACCACAGGAGGAACUGGUUUUUCUUCUCGUGAUGUGACGCCUGAAGCCACUAAAGAAGUCAUACAUAGAGAAACAUCUGGACUGACGUUUGCAAUGUUUAAGAAAAGUCUUGACAUAACACCAUUAGCAAUGUUGUCAAGAGCAACCACAGGUAUCCGCUACAGCACCUUGAUUAUCAAUUUGCCCGGUAGUGUAAAAGGAUCCCAGGAAUGUCUUGAGAGUGUGGCUAUUUCUUUAUCUCACGCUGUUGCUGUGCUCAGAGACAGAAUUGCAGAAGUGAAAUCCACACACACACUGAUUCAGUCAAAUAUGGGAAAUUGCCCUAGUCACAGACAAAAGCACAGUCAUCAGGAACAUCAUCACUAUCAUGGGAACAGCAAGGUUGAUCCAACUCAAGUAGCUCGAAGGGCAAGAGAGUCUCCAUAUCCUCUUAUAGAUGUUGCCACUGCCCAGAUGACUGUCUUAGAGCAUGCUGAAGUACUAGGAACAGAGAUGGUGGACUUCACUGAGGCUCUGGGCAGAGUGCUGGCUGAAGAUGUGUUUGCCAAAGAUCCUCUUCCUCCAUUCCCUGCCUCCAUUAAGGAUGGUUAUGCUGUGUUGGCAAGUGAUGGAGCUGGAAAACGGCAAGUUCUGGGCAGCUCUAUUGCAGGAGUCAAUCCUGGUGAUCAAAGUGUUCUGCAGCCAGGCCAGUGUGUUAGAAUUAACACAGGGGCACCUGUACCUGCGGGUGCAGAUUGUGUUGUGCAGGUAGAAGAUACCAGAUUGAUCCGGGAAGCAGAUGAUGGCAAGACUGAACUGGAGAUAGAAAUUCUCCUUCCUCCUAAAGUGGGCCAAGACAUUAGGUACAUGUUGUGUAGUGUUGAAUGUUCUCCAAGUGAAUAGCUGUUAGUCAUUCUGUCCCUUAUAUUGACCUGUGCCUUGAAUAAGAGCAGAUUUUUGUAAGUUUUCUCAUAUUCAUCUCAAGUUUGCUACUUGUUGCAUAUUUGUUGGUCUCACUUGUCUUGCAAACCAUUUGUCAUUUACUUAGCUCCCACUCUGGCAUGUGUGUCACCCUGUCUCAGUGUUGGUGUCUU